This is a messenger RNA of Larimichthys crocea (large yellow croaker), 818 nucleotides long. RefSeq names its product proline rich 15 like b (gene prr15lb). The coding region runs from base 240 to 575 and encodes 111 amino acids. The transcript is spliced from 2 exons. NCBI's taxonomy places the organism in Eukaryota, Metazoa, Chordata, Actinopteri, Sciaenidae. The record is from RefSeq and is a predicted model, not a curated record.
UUAGAGUAGAGCGAACAGAGCGACAAGGUGAGAGAGGCAGAGAGAGAGAGAGAGGGAGAGAGAGAUGCUGCACCUGUGCAUGAUCACCUGAGAAGAAGAAGAAGAAGAAGAAGAAUUAAAGAAGAAAACAGAGAGGAGGUAAAGAAUUUGUAAGCAUGGCGGGACAGUUUCACAUCUGAGAGAAUCUCCCUCCCGGUGCGUCAUCAAAAAGGUUAGUCCUCCAGUCUCCAGUUGGUGCCAUGGCUGAUUCAAGCUGGUGGAAGUUGACCUUCUCACGCAAGAAGAAGUCCGAGUCUAAGGUUCUGUAUGAGAUCCCGGCCGAGCAUGGCAGUAACACUGGAAACAAAGAGCACACGAGCAAUAAUCCCCCUCCAGACCAUAUGGACAGCCAGUUCAACGCCAGGCUGGAGAAGAUUGUAGAUAAAUCUGCCACCAAGGGCCGCCAUGUCAAGGUCUCCCACUCCGGACGCUUCAAGGAAAAGAAGAAGGUCCGCGCCACGCUGGCCGAGAACCCAAAUCUCUUCGCGGAGAACAACCUCAGUGACCAGAACCAUAAGAAUAAGACUGACAUGUAGCAGGAAACACACACCAGAAUGCACAUACUUGAUCACAAAUGUGUCAUAUAUCAGUGUCACACUUAUAAAGGCUUCGAGGGAAAACAAGCACAGCCAUGUGACACUACGUGUGCGACGUGGAUAAACACACGUUACCAAGGCACCGCACCCAGAUAGAUACCGUAACCAAUGGACUCACACCAAAACAAAUACCUGGUAUCAGUAGACAAGCAUUAGACAUUGACCAUUAAACAAAGUCCUGGA